Messenger RNA from Penicillium bovifimosum, 1590 nucleotides. RefSeq names its product OSTA/TMEM184 family protein. The transcript has 5 exons. Gene Ontology annotation, molecular function: transporter activity. NCBI's taxonomy places the organism in Eukaryota, Fungi, Ascomycota, Eurotiomycetes, Eurotiales, Aspergillaceae. The coding region runs from base 1 to 1590 and encodes 529 amino acids. Gene Ontology annotation, biological process: transport. The record is from RefSeq and is a predicted model, not a curated record.
AUGGGCUGGCCAGUGUGCAACUCGACCACAGAGGAUCAGACGAUUCAGGAGAUCCCACUCUGGGAUGGCGGCAUCCCAUUUCAUACCCUGGCGCUCAUGGUGGGCGCCGCAUGCGCCAUCAUCGCCUGCGGUGUCUCGUUGAUUCUGAUUCUACUUCAUGCCACACAUUACAGCAAGCCGAUCGAGCAACGACAGUGGGUUUCCUUUCCCUUCUCCGAUUCCAGUGCAUCGAGCAUUGCUGACAUGGUCUUCCGCCGCAGUAUCAUUCGCAUCCUAUUCAUGGUCCCCGUAUAUUCGAUCGUCGCAUGGUUGAGCAUGUACUUCUACCAUGACUCCGUCUACUUUGAAGUCAUGGGCGACUGCUACGAAGCGUUCUGUAUCUCCGCCUUCUUCUCCCUCAUGUGCCACUAUAUCGCCCAGGACCUACACAGCCAGAAGGAUUACUUCCGUGGAAUCCAGCCGAAGCCAUGGCUCUGGCCGUUGAACUGGCUUCAGAAAUGCUGUGGUGGUGAGCGCAUUUGGCGGACCCCGCGCAGCGGAUUGACAUGGUUCAAUAUCGUCUGGGUUGGGGUUUUCCAAUACUGUGUGAUGCGCGUCCUUAUGACUAUCGCUGCGGUUGUCACGCAGAGUUUGGGGGUAUACUGCGAAGCGUCGCUCAGUCCUGCAUUUGCGCACAUCUGGGUUCUUGUUAUCGAGUCGGUCUCCGUUACUAUCGCCAUGUACUGUCUGAUUCAGUUCUACCACCAGACCAGCCAAGACAUCAAGCAACACCAGCCAUUCUUGAAGAUCAUGUCUAUCAAACUCGUCAUUUUCCUCUCAUUCUGGCAAUCGACACUUAUCAGUCUUCUGGUCUCCGAGGGUGCUCUCAAGCAGACCGACAAAAUCGCCAUGAACGACCUCAAAGUCGGAAUCCCCGAGCUGAUGAUUAACGUUGAAAUGGCUAUAUUCAGCAUUCUCCAUCUAUGGGCCUUUUCGUGGAAGACUUACAGACUCACCGACAUGUCAAGUGAAGUAACCGAUUUCUAUGGGAACGGCAAGUCCGUCUAUCAAGGUGGACGAUACGGCGUCAGAGCAUUAAUUGACGCCAUGAACCCAUUGGAUUUAUUGAAAGCCAUCGGUAGAAGUGCACGAUGGCUAUUCAUCGGACGCAAAAGCCGUCUACUGGAUCCCAGUUACCAGCCACAAGAGUCCCUUGGCCUUCAGCCACCCCAAGAAGGCAGCGAGCUCACCCAACACGGAACAGCAUACCACGGCGCCGGAGCGGCCGUCUCCAACGGCCGAAAAGCCCGCUACGGAGACACGCCUCAAGAAGAGGCCGAUGUGCUUCUCGGUCACGCACAACCGAAUCCCGAGGUUGCGCUCAUGGCCCCUUCGCCUUAUGCUUCGGACUUUGACGAUCACAUCCACGAUCCACCGGGCCGCUUUUACAGUCGAAGCCCGUCGCCCUACGGUGACCUUGAUUCCCGCAGUCAUGUCAAUCUACAUCCAGACCCUCCGAUCUCUCCAUAUCCCUCCGAUAAGCCUCUCCGUGAGCAGGCUCCCAUGCCGCUGCCGGAACUCUAUCGCCCUGCACACAGCCGUCAGUCAUGA